Nannochloropsis gaditana CCMP526 is the source of this 696-nucleotide messenger RNA. RefSeq lists its product as uncharacterized. The transcript has 3 exons. The coding region runs from base 1 to 696 and encodes 231 amino acids. Gene Ontology annotation, biological process: tRNA N1-guanine methylation. Gene Ontology annotation, cellular component: cytoplasm. The record is from RefSeq and is a predicted model, not a curated record.
AUGUUGGACGAUGACCAAGAGGACGGGUUCGCACGUGCUAGGGGUUGUGCGGAGCCGACUCGGCAGCACCAGACGCAUACGUCACACGGGUCCGAAACGUCAACUGGAUGCCAGGAGCUUGUCGACAACCUCCUCCGCACCAUUCCCUCCGCUUCCUUGCUCCCCCCUCCCGGACUCCCUGUCCGACUCACCUAUGAGGACCUCUCCCUUCACCAAGCCCUCCGCCGGCUCCUGCCGCCCUCCCUGGACGUUCCUGCCUCUUUCGAGACCGUGGGCCACCUCGCCCACUUGAAUUUACGGGCCGAAGUCCUUCCGUACAAGCACCUGAUCGCCCAGGUCGUGCUGGACAAGAACAGGAAGCGGCUCCAGACGGUCGUGAACAAGGUCGGGGAGAUCGGGAGCACGUUCCGGGUCCUGCCCUUGGAGGUGAUAGGAGGGAAGAAGGACACCUGCGUCCGGGUCAAGGAGAGCGGUGCCUGGUUCGAGUUUGACUACGCGCAGGUGUACUGGAACAGCCGGUUGCAGGGGGAGCAUGCCCGGAUAAUCGACCUGGUCUACGCGAAUGAUCUGAACCCGGAGAGUUACCGGUAUCUCUGCCAUAACGCCGCUUUGAAUAAGGCCCCCUCACCUCGUUCCGUACAAUCAGGACGGGAGGGACUUCCUACGUGCCCUCGCCCGGGAGAAGAAACCCGCUAG